AUGUCCUUGGCUAGGGACGUUCUACAAUUUGUUGUACCCAAGACGGCAAUGUUGGGCGCACUCCACGCUGCUGUCCGUCAGACCAAUAAACGGAACGUGGAGAUGAUUCUGGAAGCAAUCAGUUAUCUGGGCUAUCAACUCAACGACGGAGACGCUUACGUAGGCGAUCUCGGCGCGCCUGGCUUCAUGGACACCUCAAUUCUGGACGCGUUCAACAACACCAACUGGAUUCUUGCAGCGGCUUUGAUGAUAGCAAAAAGGCCUAUGGCAAACUCAGUCAUGGUUUAUGAUACAACGAACGAGCAAAGAUCACAGCUUCGACAUGCCAUUGGAAAGAACGAUCUAAGACUUGCUUUCUAUCUGUAUACCCCAAUGAGUCCGAACCACGUCAAAAUGGCCUUUGCACACGAAAUGGUCGAACUCGCGAUCAAUCACCGUGACUUUGCAAUGGCUAGCACCAUCAUCGAGGAUGAGCCCUACUGGAGCACAAAAGGUCUCACCAUCCUACUGAGUCAUGGUCAGAUCAUGGCAGUCAGUACCCUCUUAAAAAGGAAUCCGAUUUGGAAUCAUGCAUUGAAAGCUGCGAGUGUGCACAAGGAUUAUGGGCCCUUAGAGACGAUGUUUUUCCACGGCUUAGGGGUCCCGUUCAUCUAUUUCGUAGAGGGGGAACAUGUGGUAUUGGAGCAGGACGACCUUCAGCUUUGUUUCCGAACUGUUGCUCAUUAUUGCAUGGCAACGAACGACUACGAAUUAUGCCAAUGGCUGCUACACGUUGGCAUGGAUCCCGACGAGCUCUAUGUAGACUUUUUGGAUGGGCUUCAGAUCAGAAAAGGCCCAGGGUUGCAUUGCUCUCUUCCUGAGGGCAUAGGCACGCAAUAUUUUGAUGAUGGCUAUACGUUGCCCUCUCUUCUCGCCGUCGCGGCUGAGGGGAACAACAUAGAUUGGAUGAAGGUCCUUGAAGCUAACGGUGUCUCUGUUAUCGAUUCCAGGGCAUUGUUACAGGCGAUCAAGUCGAGGGCGACUGUCACCACUGUGCAUUUUCUUCUAGACGCAGCAAAAGCGGGGAAGUCUUCACUUAAACGAAGCUAUGGUGUCGCGGCACUUCGCCAAGCAAUUCGUUACCGCGACAUCGAUCGGAUCGACAUUCUGUGUGGCGUUAUAUACAUUGAUGAAUUCGAGCUAUUCAACGAAGAAUUAGUGAAAGGGAAACCUGCAGUCAGCCCUCUCGGCGAAGCAAUCAUUGCGAAAGAUACCGAAGUCGUUCGGGUCUUGUUAAAUCAUGGCGCCAGUCCAAAUGCAUACGUAUCCUUGGAUGGCUCGAAGAUGUUGGAACACAUCAAGAGCCCCAUACAGCGAGUCACUCCCUUACUAGCCGCUAUCGACGUACAAAGCCUUCCCCUGGUCAAGAUAUUGGUGGAGCACGGGGCAGAGCUACAGUACACACGCAACAUGGGUGUUACCCGCACACCUCUGCAAAGAGCCGCCGAGACGGGUAGCUUCGACAUCGUGGAGUGCCUCGUCAACCAGGGUGCCAUCAUCGAUACAGUUCCAGUAUACUCUGGCGGUACCGCGUUGCAACUAGCUGCCAUGACAGGGUUCUGCGGCAUUGCAGCGUUUCUGCUCGAGCACGGGGCCGAUCCGAACUACCCGCCGGCCAAGGGCGAUGGGCGAACAGCUUUCGAAGCAGCAGCAGAGUGGGGUCAUAUCGACACGAUGUCGCUUUUGAUGCAGUGGAACACCAACCUCGAUGCGCAGUUUGGUGAGCCUCCCGAAAGUCAGUAUGAGCGGGCUCGACGGUUUGCUGAGAAGAAUGGUUUCAUGGCAUCAAAGCGAUUCGUGGAACAUCUCUACGGGCAAAGGACGAGAGACGAAAGUUGGCCUGCGGGUUUGGACUUGGAUCCGAUGUGA
Molecule: messenger RNA, 1908 nt
Organism: Alternaria conjuncta
Lineage: Eukaryota; Fungi; Ascomycota; Dothideomycetes; Pleosporales; Pleosporaceae
Exons: 2
Coding region: 1-1908 (635 amino acids)
Molecular function (GO): protein binding
Source: RefSeq, a predicted model, not a curated record